CCCCCACGCGCAAAAACGUAUACACUUAUGCAAGCAGAGUACGGAAAAAACGUCAAUGCAAAGCCACGUCUGGGAUUGUCUAACCUCAACGCCGCUAAACCUGGAUGCCCCCCAGCCACCCAAGGAGUCAUCCUAAUGGGCCUUCAUCGCUAAUUUGCAGCAACAUCUGGUCGGCAACACAGCGGUAUCUUUUUGGGGCUCUGAUGGUACUGGCUGAACAGUGACCGCGACCUGCCGAGGACACCUGCUGCCCAAUUCCCUUCAUCAUGUCUGGGAUGCAUGCACCAUGGUCGACUGGCACAGAGUGUGUAGCCAAGUACAACUUCCAGACUGCCAACGAACAGGACCUGCCUUUCUGUAAAGGAGAUUUACUGACCAUCAUUGGAGCCACCAGGGAUCCCAACUGGUACAGAGCGAGGAACUCGGUGGGCAGAGAGGGCACCAUCCCGGCGAACUACGUCCAGAAAAGAGAAGGAGUCAAAUCAGGAGGGAAGCUUAGUCUUAUGCCCUGGUUCCACGGGAAGAUAACUCGGGAGCAGGCCGAGCGGCUCCUCUACCCUCCGGAGACGGGCUUGUUCCUGGUGAGGGAGAGCACCAACUACCCCGGAGAUUACACCCUGUGCGUCAGCUGCGACGGCAAGGUGGAGCAUUACCGCAUCAUCUACCACAACGGCAAGCUCACCAUCGACGAGGAGGAGUACUUUGAGAACCUCAUGCAGCUGGUUGAGCACUACACCAAAGACGCCGAUGGCCUUUGCACCCGGCUGAUCAAACCCAAGCUGAUGGAGGGAACGGUGGCCGCACAAGACGAGUUCUCCAGGAGCGGCUGGGCCCUGAACAGGAAGGAGCUGAAGCUCCUGCAGACCAUUGGCAAGGGGGAGUUUGGAGACGUGAUGGUCGGAGACUACAGAGGGAACAAGGUGGCGGUCAAGUGCAUCAAAAAUGACGCCACGGCGCAGGCCUUCAUCGCCGAGGCCUCCGUCAUGACGCAACUAAGGCACAACAACCUGGUGCAGUUGCUCGGGGUGAUUGUGGAAGAGAGGGGCAGUCUCUACAUCGUCACAGAGUACAUGGCGAAGGGCAGCCUCGUCGACUACCUGCGCUCCCGAGGCCGGACCGUGCUCAGCGGAGACUGCUUACUCAAGUUCUCGCUUGACGUGUGCGAAGCCAUGGAGUACCUGGAGGCCAACAACUUCGUCCACAGAGACCUGGCGGCCCGCAACGUGCUGGUGUCCGACGACAACAUCGCCAAGGUCAGCGACUUCGGCCUCACCAAGGAGGCGUCCUCCAUACAGGACAUGGCCAAGCUGCCCGUCAAGUGGACCUCCCCCGAGGCAAUAAGAGAGAAGAGGUUUUCCACCAAGUCAGAUGUCUGGAGUUACGGAAUCCUACUUUGGGAGAUCUACUCCUUCGGGCGCGUACCUUAUCCUAGAAUUCCACUGAAAGAGGUGGUGCCCCGGGUGGAGAAGGGAUACAAGAUGGACGCCCCGGACGGCUGCUCGCCCGUGGUGUACGACCUGAUGAAGCAGUGCUGGACCCUGGACUCUGUCGUGCGGCCCUCUUUCCACAUGCUGAGGGAGAAGCUGCAGCAUAUCAGAGCCAAGGAGCUCUACCUGUGAAGAGGAGGGGGGUAGGGGGGAGAGCAUGGCGAGACACAGUGGUGGUCGGAGGAGGAAGAGGAGAAGAAGAGGAACCACAGCAUCUUCCUCCUGCCUGCCCAGCCCAAUGACCUGUGGGACUGCCCUACUGUGCCCCAAACCCGACCUUUGACCUCAGGGUUCCCGCCAGCCGCCCUCUGCAGCCACACAAGGACCGUUUCCCUGUUUGUGUUGUAAAGCUUUUCCCGGACUGUUUUCUCUCCUCUAUUCCCACCGCUGCUCGCUCUCUCUCUCUUUCCUCUCUUGGUCAAAGUUUCUCUUCCUCCUCCACCUGGAAGAUCCUUCUUUUUCCAAUCUUGUUUUCCUUCCUCCUCUCCUGAACAUGGCAUUAACUGGAGGGAAGGCUGGCCUUUUUUCUCCACGUUCGUCAGGUGCUCUUUCCUCUCAAUCUCCCCCCCCCCCCAUCAUUUCUGGAUUUCUGCAUCGCUGUCUUGCUCUGCAUUAAUUCAGCCCAGCUCUCUUGUCAUUCCAUCCCCCCCCCCCCCCCCCCCCCCGGCGUGGUGUCAGGCGUGGGGCCUUCGCUCUGUGCUACAGUGCCUCCAGUCUACAGAGCUCCAGACUUCCCUCCAGCAUGUCUUUUAUUAUUAUUAUUAUUAUUUAGAAUUCCUUUUUUUAAGAGAUAUUUUGUAUUGCUUUAAUUUUUUUUCAGGGAGGAUAUCGAACCGUGUUUUAUUUUUAUUUUAGUGUCAUCUCCUGCACCUCCAUCCUCACCCAGUCAGACUGGGAUGUAUUUUUUAUUUUUUUUGUACCACGUGUCCAUGAAGAGAGCGUGAACAGGAAGAAAGAGGAUUCAGGGGGCCAGUAUCAAUAUAUGUUCUCUAACCAAUACUGGGAGAGGGGGGUGGGGGGCAGGACAAUAACGGGAGAAGGGCAGAGAGGCAGUUCACAAACACGGUUGUUUCAUCAUCAGUGGGUGUGUUUUUUUAUUUCAAAAUAUAUUUAAAGGAUUCAACAAAAGUAAAAACGAACAAGGAAAAAACUGACUAGGGCGGAGAGUAACAAAUAAAAAAAGGACUUUAAGAAGCCAGAAGUCUCUUGGCGUUAGGAACGUUCAGUGUCUCUGUGAACGCUGGGGUCGGAGUGGUGCAUGCUGGGAGAGGCCUUGGGUUCAACUGUCAGUGCUUUCAAUGUUCAUUGUUUUAUUAUGCUAUCAUGAUUAUGAAUAAAUCAUUCCAUCUGAA
Pseudoliparis swirei is the source of this 2839-nucleotide messenger RNA. Its product is annotated as tyrosine-protein kinase CSK. NCBI's taxonomy places the organism in Eukaryota, Metazoa, Chordata, Actinopteri, Perciformes, Liparidae. Gene Ontology annotation, molecular function: protein tyrosine kinase activity; protein binding; ATP binding. The record is from RefSeq and is a predicted model, not a curated record. The transcript has 13 exons. Gene Ontology annotation, biological process: adherens junction organization; regulation of Fc receptor mediated stimulatory signaling pathway; protein phosphorylation. The coding region runs from base 267 to 1619 and encodes 450 amino acids.